ACAAAACAACAUACGAACUUAGUCUCCAUGACAAGAGAAAGGUUGAGACCAGUGCGAGGCGUAGAUUUGGUCUGCGGGGACAGGGAGGCCAGGUUCGUAUGCAGCAGGAACGAACAGAGACAGACUCGGCUAGCGAUGCUCCAUCCUGCUCCUAUAGUUGUGAUUCAGAGAGACUGAUGGCGCCUCAGGUUAACCCCCUAACAGGUGCUGCCUUCAGCCUGCCUUCUAUAGGAUCUAUCAACUGGAACAUGGACCCUGCCACAACACAGACACUCCCUGGCCUUCAUCCUCCUCACAGUCUCCUGUUAAACCAGACCUCAGACAAUGCCAGUGCCUUAACAGUAAAUGUCUACACCAGCCCAUUGACAAAUGACAGUAGUAGUAACGCUAUCAGUAGAUCUGGUGGCAAAGAGAAGCGCUUCCCGUGUUCAUUCUGUGGGAAAGCCUUCAGUUUCCCCAAACAGGUGGAAAUCCACCAGAGGAUGCACAUGGAGGAGAAACCGUUCGGCUGCCACCUGUGCCGGGCCAGUUUCUCACACUCAUCCAAGCUGAAGAGGCACCAGAGGGUCCACACAGGGGAGAAACCCUACAGCUGCCCCCAGUGUGAGAAGAGGUUCUCCCACAAGCACCAGCUGAAGAUGCACCUGAAGAUGCACACGGGAGAGAGGCCAUUCGCCUGUACACAAUGUGGGAAAAGGUUCUCAGAAAGGAGCUAUCUCAGGAUACACCAGCAGAAAAUGCACAUGGCCCAUGUAUAG
Molecule: messenger RNA, 758 nt
Organism: Salmo salar (Atlantic salmon)
Lineage: Eukaryota; Metazoa; Chordata; Actinopteri; Salmoniformes; Salmonidae
Biological process (GO): regulation of gene expression
Cellular component (GO): nucleus
Source: RefSeq, a predicted model, not a curated record